AUGUGUGGGAAUUCUUCGUUAAAGUUGUUGGGACCCUUCGCCAAAGUGUUGGGACCCUUCGUCAAAGUCUUGAAACCCUUCGCUCAAGUGUUGGGACCCUACUCUGAAGUGUUGGAACCCUUCGCCAAAGUAUUGGGACCCUUCGGUAAAGUGUUCGGACCCUUCGCUAAAGUGUUGGGACCCUUCGCUCAAGUGUUAGGACCCUUCGCUAAAGUGUUGGAACCCUACGCCAAAGCAUUGGGGCCCUUAGGUAAAGUGAUGGGACCCUUCGCCAAAGUGUUGGGAUCCGUCAGUAAAGUGUUAGGACUCUUCAACGAAGUGUUGGGACCUUUCGGUAAAGUGUUGCGACCCUUCGCUCAAGUGUUCCGAUCCUUCGAUAAAGUGUUGGUAUCCUUCGACAAAGUGCUGGGACCCGUCGGUAAAGUGUUGGGAGCCUUCGCCAAAGUAAUGGGACCCUUCGGCAAAGUGUUGGGACCCUUCGCGCAAGUGUUGGGACCCUUUGAUACAGUGUUGAAACCCUUCGGUAAAGUGUUGAAACCCUUCGGUAAAGUGUUGGGACCCUUAGAUCUCUAA
This is a messenger RNA of Symsagittifera roscoffensis, 573 nucleotides long. RefSeq lists its product as uncharacterized. Bases 1 to 573 code for a protein of 190 amino acids. NCBI's taxonomy places the organism in Eukaryota, Metazoa, Xenacoelomorpha, Acoela, Convolutidae. The transcript is spliced from 2 exons. The record is from RefSeq and is a predicted model, not a curated record.